Antechinus flavipes (yellow-footed antechinus) is the source of this 1108-nucleotide messenger RNA. RefSeq names its product RNA-binding motif protein, X-linked 2-like. The transcript has a single exon. Lineage: Eukaryota; Metazoa; Chordata; Mammalia; Dasyuromorphia; Dasyuridae. The coding region runs from base 100 to 918 and encodes 272 amino acids. Gene Ontology annotation, biological process: mRNA splicing, via spliceosome. Gene Ontology annotation, cellular component: U2 snRNP; precatalytic spliceosome; catalytic step 2 spliceosome. Gene Ontology annotation, molecular function: RNA binding. The record is from RefSeq and is a predicted model, not a curated record.
UAAAUGGAGGGAACGGCAAACGUGUGUUCCUCGUGCUGCGCAGGCGCUAUUCUCUAGGCAACUGGGAAAGAGGACGGUUCGUUGGACUCGUGCCCCGAGAUGAAUGCCCUCACCAAAGUAAAGCUCAUCAGCGAGUUGAACCAGCGGGAGGUGGAGCUUGGUUUGACUGAGAACGUGUCCUGGCACGCCGAGUACAAAGACAGCGCUUGGAUCUUUAUUGGAGGACUCCCGUAUGAACUGACCGAAGGGGAUGUCAUCUGUGUGUUUUCUCAGUAUGGCGAAAUCGUUAACAUUAAUCUCGUACGAGAUAAGAAGACCGGAAAAUCCAAAGGAUUCUGUUUUCUUUGCUAUGAGGAUCAGAGGAGCACAGUUUUGGCCGUUGAUAAUUUUAAUGGGAUCAAGAUAAGAGGAAGAACUAUCCGAGUGGACCAUGUGGCUAAUUAUAGGCCCCCGAAGGAUUCCAGGAAUCUGGAUGAUGUAACCAGAAUGCUCCGGGGGAAGGGCUGUGGGCUUAAAACUCCACCUCCUAGUUCAUCGGAAUCCUCACAAGAUGAGUCCUCUGUGAAAAGACGUAAAAAAGACAAUGAAUUGGGGGAAAGGAAGAAAAGAGACAAAGAUGUUAGAAGGAGUGCAAAUAAGCAAGAAAUGCCUGUAUCAUUCUCCAUGACGUGCCAACCCAAGACUCGACAGGAAAGGAAAGGUGUCGACUUUGGGAAAUCUGCCACGGCAGGCCUUGAGAAGGUCUCCAGUCCGGAGCAUGGUCACAGAUACUUUAGUGGCUCUCCUGUGCUGCCUCCAGGACAGCUUGAGAAAGCAGAUGCCUCAAAGAAGGAGAAGCCAUGGCUUAAGAAAUCCUCUAGCAGUUCUAGCAGAAAGGAAAAAAGGAGGGAAAAAAGAAAGCUUCUGGACAGAAGUUAAAGUUUUGGGACAAGCAUUCUGCAGACAGAUCUAAGAAGAGGGCACAAACGACUCCCAAAGCUUUGGGAAAGGCUGUUAUUCCAGGGAUCGGGAAACUUCUUAUUCGAAUCUAUACAGGUCCAAUUGAAUAUGUGGCUUAGGACAAUUUUUGUUAACCUAGAAUUGAGAUCCAUUAAACAAAUUCACCCGA